GUAACACGACUCCUCAUAUUUAUACUUGGCAGCUCUCUGCACACGUCACCAUGCUGGAACCACUCGAACCCUAAGAUUGUGGGGUUAAAUUUGCUGGGGAUUGCUGGUCCUCUUCGCGGCAAAGGAAGAGGGAGCUACUUUGGGGGAGACAGCGGAAAGCACGAAAUUACUUGGUUGGUGUUUGCGGCUGAGUUCGCCUGGCGGCAACUUGGUUAGAGAUUGAUCAUACAGCGGGCAUCUCAAUAAGAUUUAGGGAUGGAUAGAAGUUUCGCUAAGGAGCUUUACUCGGAAAGCUUGGAUCUUGCUACUGCCCAAUUGGCUGAUCCAGCCACACCCGGCUAUUAUUGAACCAUGGUAUGUUGGAAUCAGUGGUUGAAUCAUCAUGACUAAGUCUGCCACAUGAUCUCUAUCUGGUGUUUGUGCACAUAAUACAACAGUGGAUUUGUCAAAGUCUGGGCUUUCCUUCUUUAUACCUAGCUUAUAGCAUUGAACAGAAAAAUGUCAUUGGAAGGGCAUAGAUGUGUAACCUUUUCAACCUACCAGAGCUUACACGGCUUCUAUAUCAACUAUGCAAUAGUGAAUCACCAUGCGACUUGCAGGAUGAUAAUGAUGAUGGAUCUCUGUGGGGUGGUUCAGAAGAUGGAUUGGAUAAACCUUCUGAUUUGGAUAGGGAGUGGCAGAAGAGACGCGACGAGUUUCAUGCAAUUGGAUAUCGUGAUGGCCUGAUUGCAGGGAAAGAAACUAUCGCUCAAGAGGGAUUCAACAUUGGGUUUAAGCAGUCAGUGAUUGCAGGAUACAACUGGGGCACCGUUAGGGGCGUUACUAGUGCGCUUUCUUCCUUGCCGGAUGGUUUGAAGGAAAAAUUGGUUCAACCAGAGGAAAAGAGAAAGAAAUUUCACGAAUUGUAUGAGUCGGUGAAUUCUAUUACAACGACCAAUGCUCUCAAGCUAUUUCAUGAAGAUGUACUAGCAGAGGAGGCGGCAGGGAAGAAGAUAAAACAGAUCGAAGCAGGUGCAGAGCCGCAAAAGGGAAGCUCCAGCCAUCUAGGAAUUUAUGUUGAAGAGCUUCAGUCCCUUCUUCGUGAUUAUCCAGCAAUUCAGUCAAAUCCUUUGGCAAGGUAGAGAAUGGGAACAUAUGCUAACAAGUAGCAUAUCAUGAACAAACAAACUUUUAUACCGUUACUAGUAGAGAAUGGUUUGGACUUCGCUACUUUUUUUUUAUGAUCUUGUCGAUGUCCAUUAAGUAUAGGCUGAGGCACUAACUCAUGGGUUUAAAGGGUACACAAAUAAAACCCAGACCUGACCACGAAUCCACUAAAAAACUGCCAACAAAAGACUAGCCUGCCAGAUAGCGGUCAGAAUGGUUAACCGAAGAAUGGUUUGGAAUUGGAAUUUGAUUGGAAGAACCCAAGAAAACAAUUUUGUCCAUAAACCUCUUUCCUCUUCUCUCUGUCUUCUUCUUCCUAUUUUUCUCUAAAUUUUCGAGUUAUUUUCUU
Messenger RNA from Linum tenue, 1495 nucleotides. NCBI's taxonomy places the organism in Eukaryota, Viridiplantae, Streptophyta, Magnoliopsida, Malpighiales, Linaceae. The record is from the annotation of a GenBank genome assembly.